UCAGCGCGCACAGACUACGCAGAGUACUCGGGCAACACUUCGAUUCGAGGUCGGGAGACGAAGAGAAAAACAGCCCGUGAACACUGUCUUGCGAUGUGCUCGAGACGUGCGCACGAGACCUGACUGUCAAUGCCUUCUUUUUACCCGUGUGAAAUAAGAACUGCUCCCUCAAUAUUUUCUGUUAGUUUUUGGAGAUAUUUUUCACCUCGAGUCCAGCAUGUAUUAAAUUACGGCAUGCUACGGAUAUGAAGAUGGCUUUUACCUCCUCAUCGGUGGAGAGGGAUCUUAUCACAUUCUGCGCUACGAGUUUGGCUGUCAGUCACCGCACCUCAUUUGAACCACAGGUGCGCGCCUCGCGAUCCCUCUGGUCUGGGUCGGGUCGAAACCCUGGGGAAGCCUGCUGUAGUUUGACAUACCCUAUUUGUCAGUUCUAUGCUGUCCCCGCUGUGCUCCGAUGGCUCGGUGAUCAUGGAGAGAGCGUCGCCCCGGUGGCCGGCAUCACCGUCUACAAACUCCGGCCCCCAGCGCCGCCGCUGCCCGCCGCACAUCCCCCCUCCCACCAGCGGGAGCAGCGUGUGCGCCAACCCCACCUACUACCACGCCGUCUAUGAUGUGCGGGUGGAGCAGUGCCGCGACGCACCCCCCUUCUCCUUCGGCCGACGCGAGUCUGCGGCCGGGGGAGCCGUCACCACCGGACUCUACUCGCUGGUCGCCGACGGCGAUGAAGACGCCCAGCCCGUUCCACCCAUCCGGCGACGGGGGGCCCUGGUGGAGCACCGUGAUGUCAUCAAGGCCCACCAGAGCCACAAACUGCAGAGCACGCCGCAGGCACGACGCAAGGAGUGGGAAAUGUCGCGCUUUGGAGACGAAGUGCCGCCCAGGUACGGCGGUGUCCCUGGUCAAGGGGGACCCGGCCGUGGCGGCAGCAGGCAGGGCGGCCCGCCGGGAGCCAGGGUUUACAAGCAAUCGAUGGCCCAGAGAGCCCGAACCAUGGCCCUGUACAACCCCAUCCCGGUCCGACAGAACUGCCUGACGGUCAACCGCUCGCUGUUUCUGUUCAGCGAGGACAACUUUGUGAGAAAGUAUGCCAAGAAGAUCACGGAAUGGCCAUAUCCUUUUCACUAACUUGCACACUGUGUGGACGCUGCAGACGG
Molecule: messenger RNA, 1154 nt
Organism: Alosa alosa (allis shad)
Lineage: Eukaryota; Metazoa; Chordata; Actinopteri; Clupeiformes; Clupeidae
Product: bradykinin-potentiating and C-type natriuretic peptides-like
Exons: 3
Coding region: 433-1125 (230 amino acids)
Source: RefSeq, a predicted model, not a curated record